UGAAAAAAGAAAGGUGUUUUAACUGGAUCGUUCCCCAUUUCACCUGCGGCUUCAGGGUCCUUUUCAGGCCAUGUAAUUGGCGACUGAUCUCGCUUCGUACAGGUGGCGGCCACCUUAACUAAGCGUCACAUUCUCUAGCCUAACCCAUCUUACAGUACCCUCUAAGGUCUCGUAGAAAGGAGGGCUGUGUUAGGCUGACCAAGAGCUUCAAGUUCCAUCACCCUUAAUAACAACCAGAAUUAACUCUUCACCCCAACACAGCGUCCGCAUCGACAACAUCAUCCAACAUCGGAGCUGCCUUGACAUCCAUCACCAUCCGAAGUAUUCUCGGUGAUUCGCCUCGUCUUUGCAGGGAAUGGGAAGCUUCCCUUCUCGCGACGCGUUGAUGGAGGAGAAGCCAUUGUGGGCGCCGUCCAUCAGCCAUGUCGUCUCAUACAGCCUCGCCUGAAUAAUCCUUGAAGGCCACUGCCUAUUCUCCCUACCAUGUCGCCGCAUGUGGUUGUCCAUGCUCCGUCUAUCAAGACCGCGUCGACAAUUUCCCACGAUGAUAUUCCACCACAGCCACUCGACCCAUAUCAACAUGAGGCUGACCCCUUCCGUCCUUUGCAGUCACAUGACCCCAACCACAUCGACAACCAUCUGCACUCCUAUGCAGUCGCCGAAGGAAACCAACCGAGGUCCGAAGCUGUUGCUAUCCAUAGACUACCUUCAGCGGUGCUACAAAGAAUAUUAUGGAUGGUCGACGCCGACACCUUUGCGUCUCUUGCCAUCCUGAACCGGGCCUGGUACGGAGCUGCUCAGAGUAAAGCGUUGUACGCGCAUCACCUGUCUCGAUGUCCUUCCUAUGCUUUGGUCAAUACGGUCAUCACCGGACCUUUUCGGAAAAAUGACUUGUAUCGACUCAAAUCCAAAUUCGCUGCUGAGAUCCGUCGAAAUCUGUUCAGAGCCUAUCUACGACCCCGGCAGACUCUCAUCAACCUGAUCUCCGUCAGUGCAAACUCAUCCGCUGCCGUACCCGGUGCUGAAGCCUUUCGUUUCGCCUUUUCGCCCAACGGGCAGACAAUUCUUGCCUUAAGCUCCUCUAGGAUAUAUGUGAUUGACGCAACAACUGAGCCAAUCACGGUCCGCAAUGAACUCAAGACUAUAAGACGACCACUGGCGGCUUCAGUCACUGACGAUGGGAGUGUAUUGGCCGUUUUGUCUUCCAAGCAUCAAGCCAAUGUCUAUAACCUGACACCAGUGGGAGUCCAGCAUGUGCAGGUCAUAGCCAUGGAAACGCCACCCCGGACUAUCGCGUUAGCUCCUCAGGGCACGGUCCUGGCAGCUGCGUACGAAGGUGGAGUAGAGGUAUUCUCGCUCGCGCCAACAGCAUUGUCGACUGAUCGCCGUGCCGUUCGGAGUGAAGGGGUGGAUAGCUUGAACUUCUCCGGCGACGGAUCCAUGUUGGUGGGGAGUACGCAAGACCUAGAAGAGCCUUCGACUGUGGUGAUAACGGCGCCUUUUUAUACGGAGAACGAUCUACCACCAAAGGAGAUCCAUAGUCGAAUGUGGACCACACAGAUCCUCUUUCCGCAAAUCAGCAGUGUCUGUAGCCAUGCAGAACUGCUCCAAGGUCAUACAGAAGGCGAUGCCAGUUGGCUGUUUGCCUAUGAUCAUACACUCAUGUCAUACAGAGCAGUCCGAACAGAUGACACGAGGACUGGUAUCGCCUACUUCUUGAAUCCACCCACGAGUCGUCGUUUCAGCAUGCCAGCACCCUCAACAGCACCGACUGCAACUGUGUGCGGAACCUUGGUGGUAGCUGGUUUCAGCGGAAGCGGGCUUUGGAUCUAUGGAGUUCCUGAAAAGUUGGACAUAAGCCCCGAUAUGGGUUCGGUCAUUGAAAGGCACGAAAAGCGUUUGCAAGCAAGGGGUCAACUCACCUCCGCCACGGGGCAUCUGGAACCGUUAAUGGCCUACUCACCGUCACUAUCUGGAAGCAGCGAGGAAAUCGAGGAAGAUUCAUUAGCAGCAAAAGUUGACUGGAGAGAAAGUCUGUUUGUCAAGUGUCAGGAAAUAAGGACCAUUGAAGGCUAUACUGCGGCCAAGUGGGUGGAAACAUGUGAGAAAAGAGAUUGUGAUUUUCCUGGCAAGAGACUAGUUGUGGUCGCUCCUGGAGGUGUUGAUCACUUUGUCGAAGCACUGGGAGACGAAACCAUGCCUUUGGACGGAUCUCGUGUUGCCAUUCUCGAUUUUGACUAUGCACCAUCUACGGGCGCCGAUCGUGAGAUCACAAUCGAAGUGGGCGACAAGCCGCCCGAGUUGUUGACGGAGCGGAUCGGCGACAUGGACAUUGAGGUAGCUAUGGAGAGGCGACGAAGCGUGCGGGACCGGGGAAGAGGCGCUGCACGAACCGCAGCCCUGGAUCGUUCAAUUACUACAGCAGCUGCCACCCAGGGUCAACAAUGGAACAGGGGGCGAACCACCAGUGCUUCUCAACCGUCAUCGCCGCUCGAUGUAGACGGACAGAGGGAUCGCGGCAAUUCGCCCGUGCGUGCCUCCAGGCCCUCUCAAGCGGACUUGCAAAGGUCAGCCAGUGCUGCAGGCUUCGCAACAGCUAAAUAUCCCCCAAGAGCACCGCUGGCGUCGCAGCAGCAAGAGGGAGGUCAUAUCGUCUAUCACAGAUCACCCACGCAGCCGUGGCCAUCCGGAGACGGGUGGGAGUCACCACCUCCGCCAUACUCGACUAACAGUCAGGGUCAAAUACAGCCAGGCAUUCCGCUGGGAUCGCCCCUGAUACAGCCUCGACCUUUGGGUGCGCAACAAUCAUCAGCUUCACCUUUGACAGGGAUCCCGGAGAACGGUCAUGCACAUGGACAGCUUCAUGGUCGUAGUUUUCAACGAACCUUUCCGCCUGGUCAUGUGCCACCGACGAAUCACCACUCACUUCCCUUUGCCCCUCAGAAUGGGCGCCCGACGUACCCUGACCUCCCUUUCAUGGGUGAGAGCAGGCCAUUAGGACCUGCUGGGGUCCAAUAUGUUGCUCCAACCCUGACCGGUGUGCCGCCAGGACCAUCGCCCACACCACCCAAUGAUCAACACGUUAUCUCUCCCAUGGCUCAGUUCUCGCCCUUGAAUAUGCCAAUGGCCACUCCAGUAUCUGCAGAGACAUCUUCCAGACCAGGGUCCGGGGAAGGACAUCGGAUGUCAGCCCCUGAUACGCCUGAGGUUGUGUCCCCAUUGAAUAUUUCUCAGCCGGCUCAGCAACCGUUUGAUUCGCCCUCUAUACCCCAACAUACGUCAAAACCCACGUCAUCUGGUUCUAUCACUCUCACUGGUGCUAAUCUACAAGCCCGCUUGAAUCAUCCCACGCCCCCAACGCCAACAACAUAUGAGCAGAUGUGGCAAUCGCAGUACGCAACUGCAGGACCUCCUACGCCUCCCAAAGCAGCAACUACGGCCACAGAAUCCCCCAUACCUACCGCCACGUCGUUCUCGGUUGCACCUCCUACGUCUGAUCAGAUGGCCAAUCUAAACCGUCGAAUGUCCCAGAAUGCUUGGAAGCCUCUGCCAUCCGUUUCGACCAACAGCCCAGCCCACCAGAACCACAAUAUUGCAACACGCGACUUCAGCGGGCGAUCGGUCGGGGGCCCCUCUGCACCUUGCGACUCAUGGGGUUCCGUUGGUAACAUAGGCCCAGCCACCUUCAACAAGACGGUGGGACUUUCCAACGGUGCAGCGAGGAACAACUCUCCUGCAAGCGGCCGCUCAAUACCCGUCUCCUCUUCAACCCCGAAUUUGCUCUCUACAAACCCAUUGUACUCUCAAAAUCGGCGUCCGCAGGUGGGCAGGCUUGAUACCAUCGAGAGUAUAUCGAGCUCAUACGGACCGGGCGAACCAGGGUUUAGGUCCCAUAGCAUAGGGCAGGUGACAAUGCCGAACGCAUAUCACAACUUCUAUCCGCAGAACCCACACGAGAUGCAACACGCCGCCAUGCAGCCAUCACAUCAAAACAGCCUGCAGACAGCCGAUGCCAAUCCGCCCCCAAGCUCGAGCUUGCUGAGAUACUCCAGAACAAGGAGAGGGAGGAAGAACAAACCGGGCCGCGAUCAUGGACAUUCUCAAACCAUGCCUUCAGUUGCUGACGCAGGUAAAAAGGAGAAAGGAAGUAAAUGUGUCGUCAUGUAAAGGUCAAUGUAGGGAGGAUUAUAUCUUUCACGAUUUUCAUACGAAUAUAAUAUGCGUAUAGCAGACUGUAAGCGCCGGCGAUGGCUGCUCUGGUCGAGGCCAUAAGAUCUAUUGCGAAACAUGUGUCCGUCAGACGGCGAGCGACCCUUUUCUCUGGUUUGCCGGUAACGGUAAAUCCCAGGGAUAGUCGCGACUAAAAAUGAUGACAACAUUGACAAAUUA
Molecule: messenger RNA, 4389 nt
Organism: Exophiala viscosa
Lineage: Eukaryota; Fungi; Ascomycota; Eurotiomycetes; Chaetothyriales; Herpotrichiellaceae
Exons: 2
Coding region: 484-4167 (1227 amino acids)
Molecular function (GO): protein binding
Source: RefSeq, a predicted model, not a curated record